AUGGAUAUGGGUUCAAUGAGUUCAACGAGUUCAAGCUCGGCUUCAAGCUCGACUUCGACUUCGAGUAGUAUGGACAUGAGCGGGAUGGACAUGAGCGGGAUGGAUAUGAGUAGUAUGAAUACUUAUUUUACAGACAGCUACUUGGAUUAUCCAAUACUUUUCAAAACUUUGAAAGCCAAAGAUGAAGGAGCAGCCUUUGGGAUUUUUUGCAUUUUGUUUUUCGCUGCGUUUGCCCUCAGAGGGUUGAAUUUCUUAAUCAUAUAUUUGGAACAAAAAGUCUGGAAAACUUCAUCGACCGAUAUCAAUAUUACCAUUGAAGAAGAAGAAAAUUGUGCCUGUGACGCCGAAGAGGAUAUUGGUUCAGAUGAAAAGCACUCUCGUGAUGAAAGUGAAAAACAUGGAGAUCAACCGGUGGUCAGCACCACCGCCCCAAAUGGCCAUGUUACCUUGAAUGCAACCACCACCAACAAUAAAGCCACUGUCAAGAACGCCCAUAUCACAAAUAAUGUUAACAGAAGACAAUCUAACAGAUCUCCUUUAGCUCAAUUGUUUGCUCCAAGCUGGGGAGAAAUUUAUAAAGAUAUUAUCAGAUUAGUGCUUCACUUUCUUAGUGCAAUGUUCAGUUUUGCUUUAAUGCUUGCAACCAUGAGUUUUAUUUUGGUAUAUUUCUUUGCCAUUUGUUUGGGAGUGGCAUUUGGUGAAGUGUUUUUCAAUAGACUUAGAAUUGUUUUGGAGAUGGAUGAUAAUAUGGGCGGAAUUUUGUGCAGUGACUUGCACUCAUGA
Molecule: messenger RNA, 783 nt
Organism: Saccharomycopsis crataegensis
Lineage: Eukaryota; Fungi; Ascomycota; Saccharomycetes; Ascoideales; Saccharomycopsidaceae
Gene: CTR1
Product: high-affinity Cu transporter CTR1
Exons: 1
Coding region: 1-783 (260 amino acids)
Biological process (GO): copper ion transmembrane transport
Cellular component (GO): plasma membrane
Molecular function (GO): copper ion transmembrane transporter activity
Source: RefSeq, a predicted model, not a curated record